This is a messenger RNA of Symbiodinium sp. CCMP2456, 3042 nucleotides long. NCBI's taxonomy places the organism in Eukaryota, Dinophyceae, Suessiales, Symbiodiniaceae. The record is from the annotation of a GenBank genome assembly.
GCCGCUUCCUUUAGCAACGCGCGCAAAAGAGCGUAUCGGCGAGCAAGACGCAGAGCGGAGAUCGCUGGUGGGACCAUAUACAGAGGAGUCUGGCGAUCGGCACAAGAACUGCAGACGAUCUACCGGGGCUGUACCCAGAUGCAGGCGAGGAUUCCCUUGCCUACGAGGCGUGUCAAGCCCGCGCCCAGACUGCGAGCUGCCACGUACAAUAUAGGAGGCUUCUCAAGUGAGACAUACGACGUCUUUUGCAGAUGGCUUACUACACAACAAGAUUUCGAUCUGGUGCUGGUCCAGGAAACCCACUGGGGGCUGGGAAAAACCGAAGGGAAGUGGCGCAUCGGCACCUGGACGGCGAUAGUCAGCCCGGACUCCAAAAGUCGCUACGCGGGUGUUGCCACUUUUGUGUCUUCAAGAAUCGCAGAGGAGUCCCAGAUCAGCCACAGUGUCUGCCUGGCAGGCAGGAUACUGCACGUACGCUGUGAAGGCGAACGAACUCGGCUGGAUAUUGUGAACUGCUAUCAAUGGGUCUGGCAAGACAAACAGGCAGAGACGGUGCAGAAGAACAGGUCUCAUUUCUGGAGCAAGCUGGGCGGUUUGCUGCACUCACUGCCAGUCCGGAAUAUGCUCCUCUUAGGGGCUGACUUCAAUAGCAAGCUGCGACCGGUGGCUGGACUGGUAGGACGAGGCCUCAUGAAGAGCAGCCAGGGCAAUGAGACUGAGCUGGAGGCAAUCUUGCAAACACACAAUCUGGUCCUUGCCAACACGUGGACCAGUUCCAGGCCCAGUAAGGCGCAUACGUUCCGUAAUGGUGCAACAAUGAGUCAGCUGGACUUUCUAGCCACACGGCGGCUCACCGUGGAUGCUGAGGCCAAGAAAUCAGCACCUAUUUUGCUUGAUUUGGUACCCUGGCGUAAAGGACCUAAGCAUAGACCUGUGAGUGGUUCUUUCAAGUGGGUUGCUGGAUGGAGCUGCGCUAAGAAGAAACAGAAAUCACAGGCCUACUCUAAACAAGACCUCAGGGAACACUUAGCGGCUAACACUGACAGGGCACAGGUUCUUCGCUCUUUUGUGCAAGGGGCCAUAGCAGAGUGUAGGGACAGUCUGUGCUUCACAGAGCUCAAUCGUGUCGUGCUGCGCAAGUGCGUGGAGCUCUUCCCGGCAAAGCAGGUAGCAUCGGACAAACCCAGAGACACGCCGCAAGUUCAGCAAGCCAUUAACAGCAUGUGGCUGGCAUAUGAACAGCUCCGCGCCCCGCUGCCGACUGGGCAGUUUCAGCGUGCCUCCGUGGCCGUAUCUAGGCAGCUGCACUUCCAAAAGGCUAGUCGUGAAAUGAAACAACAUAGCAGACAAGCUAGGAAGCAAUGGUUGUUAGAUAACAUCGUGCUUGCGGAACAGGCUGCGCAAAAGAAAGACUAUGCUGAGCUCUAUAGAAUCAUUAACAAGGUCGCCCCGAAGAAGCGCAGAGAACAGGUGCGUAUCCGUAGCCGAGAAGGAGGACUUCUCACAAAACAGCAAGAGUUUGCGGAGAUCUUUGAAUAUUUCAGCAAAGCUUUCAAGUCAGGGAGUGCAUGCAUAGACACCACGCCCAAUUGUCUCGUGUUGUCUAGGGAGGAAGUUACUGACGCACUGUCACAGCUCAAACGAGGGAAGGCCGUACCCACGGCCAGUGUACCAGCAGAGGUUUGGCAAACCUGUCCGGAUGAGUAUGCCGAUGCACUCUCAGGCAUGCUUUCAGCUCGUGCCAAUCACGGGCUCGCAGUGCCGAGUGAGAUCUCUCACUGUGAGCUAUCGCUGUUGCCAAAGCCAGCCCUUGCCGCCGCACUGGAUAUGGCUGGAGUGCCCCUGGCGUUGCGGGGUGCCACUGCGGUGCAGAAGAGAAUACAGCGCAAAACAGCUGGAGCCACGGCUACCAAUGACACAGAUUGGUAUGCCGGCCUGCAGGCGAGCCUGGAAGAGAUCAUGAAGUAUGUUGAUGCAUUGGAGCCAGUGCCCGCUCCAAUGACGGAGGACUAUGCAGCGGUGGCCAGGAAGGAUGCGGCGACGGUGUUUGGGGAGGACGAGGACAAGGACAUGCCCCAGCAGGAGAAGCCCACGGAGCAGGAGGAUCCUUGGCAGGACCGCUGGCACAGGGCAGGGACAGGGGAGCAAACAAAGUGGCCAAAGGCGCAGAAGGGACAGUAUGGAGGCAAAGGAAGCUGGUCUUCAUGGUCCCAGAACCCCAAGCGCAAGCAUGCGGAGCCGGAGGAGGCACACGUCGGGGAGUUGGACCAGGCCACCAAGGAGCUCAUCGGGGCCAUGACGCGGAUGAGCCUCAGGCACGAAGCGGAGCUGGCCCGGCUGAAACAAGACACCGGGUUUAUGCUGUUCAUAGACACAGCAGACUACAGCUGCUUAGCCAAGCUUCGAGCGGCGGGGGACAAGUGGCAGACACAGUAUGCCAACCAGCAGGUCACCACGUCGUUGAAGGUGGUCCUGAUGUCGGGCCUUUGCCAGCUGCUGCGCCGAAAGGUGGAGGAACUGCAGAAGGACGAGGCGAACCUCGAGAGGCUCAUGAAGGUGGGGUGGCUGUCGGAAGGACGCAAUGCCCUGGAUCCGGUCUUCCACUUUUACGAGUGGAGCCCAUCCGAGAAGAAGGAGCUUCGCUCCACGGCGCCUCCAAUUCCACUGACGGAGGUCCUGGGCAUGCUGGACACUCUCGAGCAGAACAUCACGGUGCCGGGAGUGUUAACGCAGUUCAAGUCCACCCGACAGUGGAGCGAGUCCCACCGCUCGGAGGUGAUGCCUUUUCAGGUAUCCCUGAGCCUUCGCCACGAGGAGGCCCAUCGCUGCCAUCGAUGCUUCGUCCGCCUAUCCGGGAACUCGGCGAUGAAGUUGCUGGGAGCCAGGCUGCGGCCGGAGAGAGGGCAACGCAGCAAUCUAGCUCGGGAAGUGGAGGACGCUUAUCGUGCUACCAGCUACUGCAAUUGGGGGCCAAGACGCGAUUGGCAGAAGCCGCAGUCCACCUCGCAGACGGCAACGGAGGGCGAGAAGCCAUCGACCUAG